Molecule: messenger RNA, 2429 nt
Organism: Calliphora vicina (urban bluebottle blowfly)
Lineage: Eukaryota; Metazoa; Arthropoda; Insecta; Diptera; Calliphoridae
Gene: Akap200
Product: A kinase anchor protein 200
Exons: 4
Coding region: 9-2300 (763 amino acids)
Source: RefSeq, a predicted model, not a curated record
AAAAUAAAAUGGGUAAGGCUCAAAGUAAAAGAUCAGUUGACAUCACAACCGAAACUAAAAAAGGUGCCGAGGAUGAGAUCACCGAAAAAAUGGAAAAAAUCGAAGAUUUGGAUAAGAAAGAUGUGAAUGGAGAUGCUAAUAUAUCAGAAAAGAGCGAUCCAGAGAAAAAGGAUACCGAAGAGGUGGAAAAUGAUAAAGAUAUGACAACUGAGAAAGAUGUUGAUGUACAGGCUAGCGGCGAUUCAGCGGAUCUUCAAAAUGCUGCCGAAACUUCGAAAGAAGAAGGCGGUUCAGCUACUGCCGAAGAAAUCUCUCCACUUGCCGAUGACAGUAUUAAAAAAUCGAAAAAGGAAAAAGUUAAAAAGAAAUGGUCUUUUCGCAGUAUUUCUUUUGGCAAAAAGGAUAAACAAAAACCUGCUAAGAACGACGAUGCUGCAGAAGACGUUAGUGCUGCUACAAAUGGAGCAGAUGCUGAUGAAAAAACUAUAACCGAGCCUGAAGAUUCACAAAAGGACAAAUCUGCAAACGAGAACGAAGAAAAGACUGCUGAGAACCAUGAAAAUGGAAACGCUACUCCGCAAGAAUUAAAUGGAGUAGAACAGAAUGAAGAAGAGAAGAGCUCUGAAGAGAAAUCUAAUGAUAAUACUGCCAAUUCGACUAAUAAUACUACCACCACUGAAACAUGUGAACCAGUACAAAGCGAAACUGCCGAUGAAUCAUCCGAAUUAUCUGAAAAGACUGAGAAUACAGCUACUGCAACAACCAUUAUUAAUGAGAUUAAAUUAUCGGCAAAUGUCACCGUUGAUGACACGUCAAAAAAUGGUAAUGGAAUCGAUGAUGAAAAUGAGAAUGCGACAGAGCAAGAACCACAAAAAACAGAUGUCACAAAUGCAUCCGUUGAAGCACCUUCAGAAAAGACAAGCACUGUAGCUAGUGUUGUGACAAAUGAUUCGUCAGCAUCAACUAAUGGUGAUGUGGUUGAGAAAAUUCAUCAGAACGGCGAUCAUGGUGAAUCCGAGCAAGAAGUUGUUGAAAAAUCCAAGGCACAAAUUGAGGUAAACUCCAACACUGAUAACAAAGUUUCUGCUGCUACCCUAGAUUAUAUUUCCUCUACCUCCAUAAAUCCUUCUAAUGUCCAAAUCCAUGUCCAAGAUUUGAAUGCAUCUAGCGAAAUGCCUGAUGAAACCAUUCAAAUCAGUAAAGAUGAAUCCAGUAUUCAAAAAUCCACUGAUAUUGGCGUAGAAAGUCAUACUGCUGCUCAACAUUCACUUAGUGAAGAUGCUGCUGUCAGUAUGAUGGAAGAUAAUGUGCAAAUCGAUGCAGUUGUCUCGGAUUUAACAUCAGAGACGACGAUCGAUACUGAGAAGUCAUCUGAGGAUAAAAUUGGUGAUGAACCAUCUCCUCCCCCACUUCCAAUAUCUCCGCCUCCUUCACAAGUUUCGGUGUUUGCAUUUACAAAUAAUGAAUCUGUUGAAGAUUCAAUUCAAACGAAAAAUUCCGAACCUUCGAUUAAUAACCUAGUUGAGGAGGAAAAAGAAGAAAUUCAAGAAAUUCCUCCACCACCUACUCUACUACCAAGUGAGCUUAACAAGACAGAAAGUCUUAACAGUCUAGAAACAAACACAAUACACGAUGAGGAAACAACUCCCAAUACUCAUAACCAAACUGGUCAUGUUGAGGAGGUUAAUGAAAAAGUUGAAAUUGAAUGUGAUGAAAUCAAAGAACAAAAAGAAGCAAGUGUUUGCAAAGAUGACGUGGCUUCCACCGGUUUUUAUGAUGAAUUACAAAACGAAGAUGAGGAGGUGUCAAUUGCAGCUGCAGUGAUAGACGAAAUAACAGAAAAGGCUGCUGAAAUAGUCGGCGAACAACUGAAAUGCAAUAUAGAGCAAACAACGGAUGAACGGAUGUCUUUACAGAGUAAUGAAGAAAAUAGACAAGAAGAGGAAAAAAGCCACGACGAAAUAGUAAAAGAAAAUAUCGUUGUAGAAUUUGACAAAAAAGUGAAAACUAACACAGGCCAGCAUGAUGACAAAGAAUCUGAGUGCGAGGUAACGAAUUAUUCAAAAGAAUAUCCACUCGUCCUUGAACAAAGCAACAAUGAUACUACCGAAUGUUCCUCAGAUUUUUCUGCAUCCAAUUCAAUACAGCAAGACCAAGAUGAGAUGAUUUCCCUAAACAAGAGCGAUAACGUAGACGAAGAACUUUUAAAUCCAACUAAGGAAUUUGCUAAUGCUAAGGAUAUUAAGGAUAAUAUCACUGUGGCAGAAAUAACACAGGACCUUUCCGUAACAUGCGAAUAAUCCCACUCACAAUUAUAAUAUAUAUUAAAAUACAUUUUUAACAUUUACAUAUUUUAAUCAUUUUGUACAACUUCAUAUCCCUAAUCCAAGAUUAUAUGCAAAAUAAAGUAUACACAUAAUUUCUAAAAA